AUGACUGACGCAGCCUCUAGCAACAGCCAGGCCGGCGCCGGCGCCGGUGCGUCCAAGGACCUGCGCAUCCUCGCCACGACCUACAACGGCACCGUCCUGCCCUACAGCGUCGACCCCUCGACGUCUUCGUUCGACGCCGCGCCCGCCAACGUGGCCGCCAAGCAGUUCGGGCAGAACCCAGGCUGGGUCUGCUAUGCCCCCUCAUUCUCGACGGGCAGCCGGGAUGCUUCGCGCCGCAUCCUCUACAUCGCCGACGGCGCCUCGGGCAACAUGUUUGCCGCCUCGCUCAAGUCGGCCGACCCGCUGCAGCUCGACCCCAUCGGCCAGCCCGUCUCGUCAAAGGGCCAGGAGCCCGUCUCGUGCAGCGUCGGCCACGGCGCCUCGGCCAACAUGCUCUUUGUGGCAAAUUACGGCACGGGCUCCCUCGCCUACUUCCACCUCGACCCCAAGACGGGCGAGAUUGACGAGUCCUCGAGGCAGACCUACCAGUUCACCCGAGAGGGCACCGGACCGGUCAAGGACCGCCAGGACCACAGCUACGCGCACCAGACUCAGAUCUCGCCCACCGGCGACUGGGUCUACAUCUGCGACCUGGGCGCCGAUGUCGUCCACCGCUUCCAGAUCACGGCCGCAAAGGGCCAGCAGGCGGCCAAGGUCGAGUACAAGGGCGACACCAAGGUCGAUGUCGGCAGCGGGCCUCGCCACAUCACCUUCUACCCUUCGCUCGCCGACGCGAGCAAAAAGGCGGGCGACGACAAGAUGUACGCCUACCUCGCCUCGGAGCUCUCGUCGACCGUCACGGCCUUUGAGCACGACGCGGCGACGGGAGAGCUCAAGCAGCUCGGCAAACCCCUCUACCCGUUCCCGGCUGGAACGCCGCUCUCGGGCCCCGGCAUCCUGCCCACCAACCGCACCACGGCCGAGAUUGAGGUGUCGCCCGACGGCCGCUUCGUCUACGUCUCGAACCGCGGCGACAAGAAGGAGGACCACAUCACCAUCUUUUCGCGCGACGCUCACCAGGGCACGCUCCGCUUUGAAAAGUGGAUCGGCAGCGGCGGCCUGCUGCCGCGCCACUUUUCCCUCAGCUCGCCCGCCGACGGCACCGCUGGCUACCUCGUCUCGGCCCACCAGGACAGCCAGGACCUCGUCCUGUUCAAGCGCAACGUACAGACUGGCGACCUCGAAAAGGUCAAGAAGAUCCCGGAUGUUGGCGUCGUCGUCUACGCCGGCUUCCUGCCUGCCUGA
This is a messenger RNA of Pseudozyma flocculosa PF-1, 1245 nucleotides long. RefSeq lists its product as uncharacterized. The record is from RefSeq and is a predicted model, not a curated record. The transcript has a single exon. NCBI's taxonomy places the organism in Eukaryota, Fungi, Basidiomycota, Ustilaginomycetes, Ustilaginales, Ustilaginaceae. Bases 1 to 1245 code for a protein of 414 amino acids. Gene Ontology annotation, molecular function: protein binding; 6-phosphogluconolactonase activity.